Molecule: messenger RNA, 465 nt
Organism: Symbiodinium natans
Lineage: Eukaryota; Dinophyceae; Suessiales; Symbiodiniaceae
Source: the annotation of a GenBank genome assembly
GUCACCGAAACACGAGCUGCCAUGGACCCGCGGUCUGCUCUGAAGUCAAAAGCAAAGCCGACGGAGCCACCUGCACCUUGGCUGGAUGCGCAGCGGACCUCAGAGCAGCAGCCGGCUCAGAUGCUUCAGACUGCUCUGCAGACGAAAGCACAGCCGACGGAGCCACCUGCACGGCUGGAUGCGCAGCGGACCUCAAAGCAGCCGGCUGAGCAGGAGCAGGGUGAGGUGGAGCUUCAGGGUGAGGUGGAGCUUCAGGGUGAGGUGGAGCAGGGUGAGGUCAAGCAGGGUGACGUGGAGCAGGGUGACGUGGAGCAGGGUGAGGUGGAGCAGGGUGAGGCGGUGACUGCAGAGCACAUCCGCUCCAAGUGGAACCAGUUCGUGGAUGAGCUCCCCACUUGGUGGAGCCACCUGAAGGUCAAGGGCUCCGGAUCCGUUUCAAGCUCCUUUGACCGACUGCACAGCUGA